UUAUUAUUGCCUUCAUCUGUUUUCCUCAUAAUACCAUUCUUCCUGAGCCCACCAUGUCCGUCUGCGGGAACUCGCCCACUCCCCCGCCACCUCCGCCCCCCAACGCCAUCCACAUGCACCCGCCACAGGUCACCCCAUCCGCCGCCAGCCACACGUCCCACCCCACACACCACACACCAGACGCCAGAGCCCAACAGUACUCUAUACGUCGCGCGUACUCAACCCCGUCCAUUGCAUUCCCGCUCCCACACCAAGCACCUCCAUCCUCUGCGCUUACACAUGCAUCUUACACGUCGAACAUGUCCGAGAACAUUACACGUUACACCCCGGGUGGUACGCCCCAGUCAAGCGCGUCGCGUCCAGGCAAUGGCAACAGCAAGUUUCCACCUAGCUUUGACUCGCCCACACCACAUGGCGCGAGAUACAACUCUGCAGUCAGGAUGGAUGGCAUUGAGGGCGCUGAGAUGCUCGAGUCUGGCGAUCUUGCAGGAAUUCAGCCCCCAGCGACCUUUCCCUUGCCCGAAUACCCUGCAUCUUUUAUGCGCGCGGAGCCGGUGCCCACGGAGGAAACGGAAGAGCUCCAAAGGUUUCUUCCCAAUGAUGGUAGUGUGAGAAAGUAUCGAUAUGGUGGCGCGUCCUGCAACCCAUGGGACUACAUGCUUGGUGAUGUCCCUGAUGCCGACUACGACCACCCUUUGUCUUCACGACCAGCCAGGUACGGACCUGACGCUAAGCACGGAUGUAAGGUUAGAAGACGGUUUACAAAGAGAGAGCUAGAGGCUCUCGAAGUGCUCUGGAGUAUUGCGAAAAGCCCCAGCAAGUAUGAGAGGCAGAGGUUGGGCGCGUGGUUGGGUGUAAAGACGAAACAUAUCACGGUCUGGUUCCAGAACCGAAGGCAGGAAGAAAAGAGGUAUUCACGCGACGGUCAUCAUGACGCUCCUCCUCCAUCUCGAUCCAACCGUGGCACCUUUGACCCUGUCACCGGUAAAUGGCGUCCCGUACCCGCAUCCUGCAUCUCCGGCCUCCAACCCCCACCCGAUGAUAAGAUUGCAGUCGUCCGUGCCAUUAGUCUCGGUGACGUGACACGUGAUAUGUGGUUAAAUAAGUAUCCUUCGUCGUCUGGACGCGGCAUGACUGCGUCGGCCAGGGUCAGUCCCACACCCAUGAGCCUCGCGGCCACCUCAAGAGGAAGGACUAUCAAAAAUGCGCACACCACCCCUUUGCUGCCUCGUAAUCAAUCAAGAUCUCUCGAUCAAGUGCUCCAGGCGCGCGAGAGCAGUUUUGGGACAGGUGCGCAGAAGCGAUAUCGCAGAGGCAGCGGUGAAUUUGUUAUCAAGGGAGAAGGUCAAGAUAGGAUCAAAGAGAUCCUGUCGCUCAUGCCAAGUGAUCCACCCAGCAUGGGGCUUGCAGAGUCGGAUGUCGAGGAAAGCGAUGAGGAUGAUGGUGGGAUUGAUGAGGAUGUCGAGAAGAGGAAAAGGGCAAAGCAAGCCAAGGCAUCUAGCACCUUGGCAGGUCUCGGCAGGGCAACACCUUACGAUGUCCUGGCCUCCAGCUCCAGGGCUAAGCUACUCGCAAAACCCAUCAGUGAGCACUCCAGCCGCAACCCUGUUCUUAGCCAACUCAACCCAAAUCUCUCCCACUUUGCCCCGCCCUCCAACCUUCGAAAACACACCCUUGAAUCUGUAGCUACAAACCAACCUACAAAGCGACAUCGUUCACGCGUCACCGGUCAUCCGAAUCCCAACUUUCAUGCGGGUUCUAGGACCAAGGACUUUAACAGAUCGGUUAGCACCUCUGCGCUCCCUCGUUCGUCGCGAGUGGCGGAAGGCCAAGGAUCAUCAUCAUCAUCAUAUCUUCCCUCACAACUCAAAACACCGAACCUUGGGUACACGCGUUCCCAUUCUGUCUCUUCCAGCAGUUCCCGGGUGAUUACUCCCGAAGAUGUCAAGGAUAAGCGAGAAGGCCCGCAAAUGCGGGGGCAGGCUAGGGGGCAGGAGAAGGAUCAAGAGGUCAUUGGUGCUGCGGAAAUGUUGUUACAGUUGUUUGGCGGGUCAUAGAUUGUUCACGAUAAUAGUUAUCACUGCUUAUUUCUUAUAUGAUCUUAAGGGAACCAAAAAAAAUUAGCAAUAUUGCAUCAGUGUAUUUAGAUCAACCAAAGCAAAAAGGGAGAAUGUCGAAAGUGCAAGGAGCUUCAGUAUUGGAUUCUCAACUUGGUUUUCAGAUUUUUGGUUUUUUUUUGUUUUGGUUUUAGUCAACUGGGUUUUUUUAUAUUUUGGUCUCAAUCAUCAUCUAUCUACAUGAACUUAUCUUGAGUGUUC
Cryptococcus deneoformans JEC21 is the source of this 2318-nucleotide messenger RNA. RefSeq lists its product as hypothetical. The record is from RefSeq and is a predicted model, not a curated record. Gene Ontology annotation, molecular function: transcription cis-regulatory region binding. Bases 54 to 2057 code for a protein of 667 amino acids. Lineage: Eukaryota; Fungi; Basidiomycota; Tremellomycetes; Tremellales; Cryptococcaceae. Gene Ontology annotation, cellular component: nucleus. Gene Ontology annotation, biological process: regulation of DNA-templated transcription. The transcript has 2 exons.